This is a messenger RNA of Boeremia exigua, 2176 nucleotides long. RefSeq lists its product as uncharacterized. The coding region runs from base 243 to 2042 and encodes 599 amino acids. The record is from RefSeq and is a predicted model, not a curated record. The transcript has 4 exons. Lineage: Eukaryota; Fungi; Ascomycota; Dothideomycetes; Pleosporales; Didymellaceae.
CCCCACGGCAAGAUCGCGGUGGAUUGGGACCCGGAAAUCAUGACGAUCUUAGCUGCCCCCCGAAUCAGCACGCUCGCUCUCACCAGUCAAUCUUUUCCGAUCUCAACUUCGGCCAAGAGCAUGCUCCUUUCUUUCCUCACUCCAGCGUAACCCGGUAUAAGGGUACUUGGAGCUCAGGCGUUGGGGUCUCCAGCCUUACUCCUACUAUCUUUAACUGUUGUUGUGGCUUGUCGCUCUUUAUUAUGGCUCUCGAGAAAGCCCAGCUCGGGCCCCUUGGGUGGUUCUACAUUGGUUUCGAGAUUUUUUGGAAUGUUUCGCUCGUUGCUGCGAUGACCUUCCUGUGGAGGCACCGCGAACUUCCCUCUGUUCGUAUGAGAAAGCUUCCCCUUCUGUUCACCGGUGUCGGCGCCCUUCAUAUCUAUGGCGCCAUCAGUAUUUGGGCGUACCCAUUUGGCGCUUAUUUUCCUUGCUCAGUUAUCUUCUGGAUGAUGAGCAUCCUCGUUCCCGUUGGUAUGGCGAUGUUUCAGGCCGCCAAUACCCAGUUCCUUUAUGUAGCAAGCCGGCAGAAGCAACUUGCUCACAUGAGCACACUAAAAGACCAAAAGCCAAUCAGUGAGAAAGAGGCCGCAUCGAUGGGCAACAGUCGGUUCAAAAGGAUCAUCUCCGGAGUUGAGAGAGCCGAUAAAGUUGGUCGCUCCCUGGUGUUCAUCGGGAUCGGUAUGAUCGUACAGAUCGCAGUCUCAUUGCUUGUGUUCCUUGGUUCCGAGAAGUUCCAUCCCGGUUGGGGUCUAUGGAACUACAAUGUGAAGGGUACCGAAGCAGAGCUGUACCUCAAGUGUAACCAGGGCUGGGAGUGGUGGGCAUCAAUUGUCUGGCAGUUCGUCUGGGCCUGGAUCUACGCACCUUACAUGAUCUGGAAGAGCAGAGGAGUCCGUGAUGUCCACGGUUGGCGACUUCAGACUAUUUGCUGUUGUAUUGCAGGACUUCCAGCGUCCCCUCUCUGGCUUGCAGGUCUCUACUCUCCUUCAAUGGCACCAGUUGGCGCCUAUGUUCCUCCACCGAUCUGGUUCGGUAUCUUCAUCUUUCUCAUGGAAAUCAUCACCCUCGGCUUCCCAAUCGUGGGUGUCUUCAAAGCCCAGAGUCUCCGACGCGAGACGUUGGAAGCUAUAGCUGAAUGGGAAAACCGUCAAGCUUUGAACAGUCUCGAUGGAACCAUCGUUGCUGAAGAAUCGUUGAAGGAUGGCAGUUUGUACUCUGAGACUAACUCUAAGACAACGACCCUCAGAUCUGGUGGCGAUUUUACCAUUAACAGUUUGGAAUCGACUAAGUCCGGCAUGCUCACGAUGACAGCACUUGAGAAUACGCUCAGGACAAACGCAGCUCCGCUACUGGAAUUUGCUGCUCUCAAAGACUUUUCGGGCGAGAACAUCAGCUUCCUAACUCACGUUGCUGACUGGCGAAGAUAUUGGUUCACACCUAAGGCUUCCACUGCUGAUCACCGUCGCCAGCAGUUUAUUGCUGCUACCCACAUCUACGCUCGCUUUAUAUCUCUCGAAUUUUCUGAAUUUCCCAUCAACAUCUCCUCCAGAGAGAUGAAACGCCUCUACCAAAUCUUCGACGGCGCGGCAGUCAUGCUAUACCGUAACAAACGCGGAUCGCUCUCUUCAGAAAUCUCUGAUUCGGCUACACCUUUCGACAAUGUCCAACCAGAUAAUAUGUCCACAUCUCAUUCGCACAACGGACCACCCAGCCCUACCGGUUCAACCUUUGGCCUGAGAGAGCUGGAUGCACUCGGCCGUGCAAAUCUCAGGGCAGUGUCUCGCUUGGACGGGCUGUACUCUGACGAGAAGUUCGCAGAAAUCGAGAUUCCUGAUGCGUUUGCAGAGAUCAUCUUUGAUUUGGCCGAGAGCGAGAUCAAAUACCUGGUCCUGACCAAUACCUGGCCGAAGUUUGUCAAUGCUGGACGUGCCGCAAGCCAGGUUAGCAAAGACGAAGAGUCAGGCAAUGGAUGGAAGCAGAAGAUGCUGUGCGAUCGAAACUAGGUUGUUGCCGUGUUCUCAUUAUUUGCACUUUACUUGCGCCUCUUGCAGGCAGUUUUCACGAGGCCUUCCUUUAGUCUGAGCUUGUCAUCACCAAACGGUCGAUGUAAUUGAUAUGAUACCAAUAAAUACUUUCA